GCAGCUCCCGCCAAUGGCCUGUAGCCCAGGCUCUCCUGCCACACAGGGCUCGGAACCAUCCGCUGGACACCAGGAAGACACCGCGGCAGAGCAACUUCAUGCACGUCGGCUCCCCGGGGCUUUCCAGCCUGGACACCAGCCUCCCACCCUGGGCCGCGCGCGCGCAAACGCAGGGCAAGACAGUGCCAGGGAGGCAGCUCUGCCUUCCUAUGCCUCUGCCCUUGCCCAGGACGAGGUCGAAUUGGGCAGCAGAAGAUGGCCCCUGUGCUGCCACCUGGGACCCCACAGGAAGCAGUGACCUUCAAGGAUGUGGUGGUGGACUUCACCCAGGAGGAAUGGAAGUGCCUGGACUCCUCUCAGAAGGAAUUUUACAGGGAUGUAAUGCUGGAGAACUACAGUAACUUGGUCUCCCUGGAUAAGGACAGCUUCCCCUGGUGCUCACGGUUUUCCCAUUGGAAGGCCUAUGUUCACACCUUAGUAAAUAUUACAGGAUAUAAGGACCAACCUAACUGGCUGCUAAGGUAUCUUCCAGCCCUUGAAUUCUGUGAUUCUCUGACUGGGGUGUGUCAGGUGUUGAGCACUUACUGUGUGAGAUGCAGAGAUAGAGAUUCCUCAUCUUUGUGGCUCGGAGAGACACUGGACACCCAUGUGCUUUCUGUUCAGUGGUGAAAGGUUUUGCGAUUUGAUUAAAGGAGAUUAUAUUUGUAAGCCAUUUAGCAGAGUACCUGGCACAUACUGUUAUCUAGAGGCUUGUUCCCCUCCCCUCUCCUCUUUAGUAACACUGUUUCACUAGGGUCUCCCCUGAGGCUACAGAUCCUGUUACUGUAUCUUUAACAGCCACAUGGAAUGUUGUGGAGAGGGCAGUGGAGAGUGACAGUGCUGACUGUUGCUUUGAGGGGCUUCUCCCAGUGGAGUCAGGACAGAGUGUGUGUUUUAUUUUGAAUCUAUGACCUCUUUUUGGAUAAUACACAAAGGAAGACUGAUGUAAGGAGAGACUUCUUCCUUGGAAGAACUGUCUUAAAUGUUACAUUUUAAAGAAACAUUAUAAAGAGAAUUGAUGGACCCAUGGGAACUGAUGAGAUCACCAAGUGAAGUAGUUUAGAGGGAGAGUAGGAAACAGUCCCCAAAACAGCCUGGGGGGAUUCCUGUAGGUGGUGGAGAUAGGCGUGAUGUGGUUGAAUAUCCAGCAAAGAAGACUGAGAAGGAGUGGUGAGACAUGCAGAACCAGGAGAGAGCAGGGAUGAGAAAACCUAAGGAAGAGAAAUUAUGGUGGAGAGGAGGGUGACUGUGUUAAAGGCUGCACAGAAGGAAAUGUAUGUAUUAUAAUAUAAUGUAUAUGUAAUUAAUUGGCCAUUUAUAGGUAUUCUGGAAAGACUGUUUUCUAUGGUAGUUGAAUAGAAGACAAAGAAAAAGGACUAACAUGUCUCAUUUACUGAAUAGUGCAUUUAACUCUUAUCUUGAAUAGAAAUAUGAAGAUGAUUUUUAAGAGACUGGAAUCACUAUCUGGAUUGAACUUUUAUUCUGGUCAAUUGUGUUUCAGAAGUAAAGAGGAAUCUAUUAUUUUAGCAAGGGUUUGAAGGCCUUAUGCCAUGCUUUCUUAGAGCUAAGAUGUAGCAGAUAAUUCUAUGUGUCUUUGCUUUAUAAUUGAUUUCAUUUGUUAAUAAAGUGUAUAUAAGUAACUACUUUUAAGAAUGGAGAUUUCUCUAGUUUAUUCAGUACCUAAUGUUUAAUGAACUCAGGUGGCAGGUAAUGAUUUAAUUAAUUGGAAAGCAAAUACCUAAAGAUACUCUGGGAUUGCUCUGGAGCUCAGGAUAAUAAAGAAAACAAGUCCAGUUGGAAGUAGAGGUGUAACCUAUGGCUGAGUGUGGUUGAUACUAUCUCCUUUGCUAUACUUUGUGCUACUGGAAAGUUAAAUCUCAUGAGAUUUAACUACUCAUGAUCUCUGUUACAAAUGAUCUAAGAUUCUCCCUAAAAUUCCUAGGGCAGAUAUCUGAAUAUAUGAAUGACUCCUGUCCUCUUAAGAAGUCAUGGAUCUUAUUUUUACAUGUAAUUGGGAGAGGGCAGAAUAAAAUAUAAUUAAAAAAAUAAAAAAUAAUAUACAUUUAAAAAAGGAAGUCAUGGAUCAAAUUAAUGAAUUUGUUAGUCCAUGGUCUUUCAAAGGUGUUUGUCUUUAAAAUGUGAUUGCUGUAAUAUGUGCUUAUGCGUU
Phascolarctos cinereus (koala) is the source of this 2206-nucleotide messenger RNA. The record is from RefSeq and is a predicted model, not a curated record. Lineage: Eukaryota; Metazoa; Chordata; Mammalia; Diprotodontia; Phascolarctidae.